AGAAGCAAGGCAACCUAUUAUUUUCCUUUUACACCAUUGUACGUAAAGAAUGACAGGAUAAGUUGAAUCUUUUUGGCACACCGUAGUUGCAUGAAAAUACACACUCACUCACACCAUCAAAGCAAAAGAAUUGUGUCGUAUUGGGACAUCUUUCUCCGUAUAAAGCAAAGGGCUUUGCCUCCAUGUCACGCUCGAUUCCAAACCCCUCUCUCUCUCAGUUCGAGAAAGUGCAACAUAUAAUCCCUCCAAUCUAUAAAGAAAACCACACACACCCUUAAUCCUUCGCAGUAAAAAAAGUUCUCAUUGCCUUAACUCCACCACCCCUCUCUCCUCUUCUCUUUCCCUCUUCUUCUUCUUACCCUAUUCCACUUCAAUUAAUCAUCAUGCAAUCAUAGAUAGCCUUUUCUUCUUUCUUUUCUUUUCUCUUCAUCAUCCAUAUGUCAUAGACAUAUCUCUCUAUCUUCCUCCUAUGACAUAAAAAUAUACAAAUAUAACACACAUAAUUAGCAAGAAGAAAACAAAAACUUGCAUAUGGGUGGUAGUAGUAGUAGUGGUAGUAGUAGUUCUUUCCCUCCAAGUUUCUUUAAAGCACUUCUUGUGGUGGGGCUUGUUUGUCUUCUUGUUUUGGGAAGCUUAGGUAGUGGUGAAGGAACAAGACAUCCAACUACACAAUGGUCUCAAGAAAGGGUCAAGCAUGAACGAGUGGUUGGUAGAGAUAAGCCUGUGGACAGUGCAGAAUUGGAUUUCAACUACAUGAGCAAAAGAAGAGUUCCCAAUGGACCAGAUCCUAUUCACAACAGGAGAGCUGGAAAUUCUGGCCGACCCCCUGGCCAAGCUUAGAAGUAACAAGGGAAGCUAGACAAGCUUCAGCAACCAUGCAAAAGAUGACACAAAAAUGUUAAUUAGCCAUGUACUUGUGAGAGAACUGAGAGUAGCUUCAUAUAUAUAAAAAUCCCCUGACUCUGACCUUCUUAGAAUUCUGUAGCUUGCAAGCAAGGGCUAAUCUCUAACUUGCGGAAAUUAAAUUUGUUAUGGGAAGAGUUGUUUGAGGCCUAACGAGGUAAGAAAAAAAAGGAAGGAAGCUUGUCCCACAUGAAAAAUAACCUCAAAAGAUAGUUUGAUCAGUUUCUACAGAAACUGCAAUUUAGUGAGAGUUUUUUUUUUUUUUUUGUGAACUUAAUGUGAUGAGAGGGUGGGUGGGGGGGCUAGCUGUGUCACAAAUUUCAAUGGAAUUGAGAUCAGUGCUUGCAUGUAAAGCAAUUAACGUACCUUUAAAGUUUAAAAGCCAAGAAAGAUGUAUGUACAAGAUGUUGUAGCAACAGCAGAAGCCAUGCAUGCUUUUGGAGGACUUAUACAAGUUCUCUAUGUUAAGGGGGGAAAAAAACAAAGGGUCUUGGCUUUGGUUUGCUCACUACUAUGUUUGGAAUUUUCUGUUUCUUGUUUUUGUUUUUUAUUAUUAUUUAUUGUAAAGAUUAGCCAUGAGCUCCUAAAGUAAAAGUAAAUUCCACCAUUUUAAAGGUGUUGGUGCACCUGUAAAAGAAGGGUGUUUGCA
This is a messenger RNA of Glycine soja, 1552 nucleotides long. Its product is annotated as CLAVATA3/ESR (CLE)-related protein 25-like. The record is from RefSeq and is a predicted model, not a curated record. The transcript has 2 exons. Bases 532 to 840 code for a protein of 102 amino acids. NCBI's taxonomy places the organism in Eukaryota, Viridiplantae, Streptophyta, Magnoliopsida, Fabales, Fabaceae.